This is a messenger RNA of Mastomys coucha (southern multimammate mouse), 1506 nucleotides long. It is a transcript of the gene Avpr1a, whose product is annotated as arginine vasopressin receptor 1A. Gene Ontology annotation, molecular function: peptide binding; vasopressin receptor activity. Gene Ontology annotation, cellular component: membrane. The record is from RefSeq and is a predicted model, not a curated record. Gene Ontology annotation, biological process: positive regulation of vasoconstriction; G protein-coupled receptor signaling pathway; regulation of systemic arterial blood pressure by vasopressin. Lineage: Eukaryota; Metazoa; Chordata; Mammalia; Rodentia; Muridae. The transcript is spliced from 2 exons. Bases 209 to 1483 code for a protein of 424 amino acids.
GCUCCUCUUGCCUCGGGACAAGUCGGAGCAGUGACUUGCGAGAACAUCCCAUCCAAAACCACUCGGAGCGCGCGUGGGAUUGCGCAGCCGAGAGAGCGAGGGAGGGAAAGACAGCGCGCAGAGCUUAGGACGCAGGUCUUCGGGUCCUCGGUGGAGAGGAGGAAGCAGCCGACGCGGGACAGGGCCUCCCAGGCUCUGUACCGACAGCAUGAGUUUCCCGCGAGGCUCCCACGAUCUGCCCGCGGGCAACUCCAGUCCUUGGUGGCCUCUGACCACGGAGGGCGCCAACGGCAGCCGAGAGGCAGCGGAGCUUGGGAAAGGUGGCAGCCCGCCGGGGGACGUACGCAACGAGGAGCUGGCCAAGCUGGAGAUCACCGUGCUAGCGGUGAUUUUCGUGGUGGCCGUGCUGGGCAAUAGCAGUGUGCUGCUGGCGCUGCAUCGCACGCCACGCAAGACAUCCCGCAUGCAUCUCUUCAUCCGACACCUCAGCCUGGCAGACCUGGCGGUCGCCUUCUUCCAAGUAUUACCACAGCUGUGCUGGGACAUCACCUACCGCUUCCGCGGCCCGGACUGGCUGUGCCGCGUGGUGAAGCACCUGCAAGUGUUUGCCAUGUUCGCGUCUUCCUACAUGCUGGUGGUGAUGACUGCUGACCGCUACAUCGCUGUGUGUCAUCCGCUCAAGACCCUGCAGCAGCCCGCGCGCCGCUCGCGCCUGAUGAUCGCCGCCUCUUGGGUGCUGAGUUUCGUUCUAAGCAUACCACAGUUCUUUAUCUUCUCUGUCAUCGAAAUCGAGGUGAACAAUGGCACCAAAGCCCAAGACUGCUGGGCUACCUUCAUCCAGCCCUGGGGUACCCGCGCCUACGUAACCUGGAUGACCAGCGGGGUCUUCGUGGCACCCGUGGUCAUCUUGGGUACCUGCUAUGGCUUCAUCUGCUACCACAUCUGGCGCAACGUCCGCGGGAAGACAACGUCGUUACGACAGAGCAAGGGUGGCAAGAGCUCUGGGGAAGCCACAGGUCCCUUCCACAAGGGGCUUCUGGUCACGCCUUGUGUCAGCAGUGUGAAGAGCAUUUCCCGCGCCAAGAUCCGCACAGUGAAGAUGACCUUUGUGAUUGUAAGCGCCUACAUCCUCUGCUGGACACCUUUCUUCAUCGUCCAGAUGUGGUCAGUCUGGGAUGUCAAUUUCAUUUGGACCGAUUCAGAAAACCCUUCCAUCACCAUCACAGCAUUACUGGCUUCCUUAAACAGCUGCUGCAACCCGUGGAUAUAUAUGUUUUUUAGCGGCCACCUCCUGCAAGACUGUGUCCAAAGCUUCCCAUGUUGCCAAAGCAUGGCGCAGAAAUUCACCAAGGAUGACUCGGAUAGCAUGAGCCGGAGACAGACUUCUUAUUCUAACAACCGGAGCCCGACGAACAGCACUGGGACAUGGAAGGACUCACCUAAAUCUUCCAAGUCCAUCAGAUUCAUCCCUAUUUCCACUUGAUCAGCACAUCCAUGCAGCCCCAC